AUGGCGUCCCCUGCGCAUAGCUAUUCAAGCUACGACUCGGGCAAAAAUGAGAGUGUGGAUCGGGGUGCUGAGGAUCUGUCUCUAAACAGGGGAGAUGAGGAUGAAGAUGACCACGAUGACCACGAAGAUUCUGAGAAAGCUAACGAGACAGAUGGCGUGGAGGCUGAGCGGCUAAAAGCUUUUAAUAUGUUUGUCAGGCUGUUUGUAGAUGAAAACUUGGACCGAAUGGUCCCAAUCUCUAAGCAGCCCAAAGAAAAGAUCCAGGCUAUCAUUGACUCAUGCAGGCGACAAUUCCCUGAAUAUCAAGAGCGUGCCCGAAAACGCAUACGUACUUACCUCAAGUCCUGCAGGCGGAUGAAAAGAAGUGGUUUUGAGAUGUCUCGACCUAUUCCUUCCCACCUUACUUCAGCAGUUGCUGAGAGUAUCUUGGCCUCAGCCUGUGAGAGUGAGAGUAGAAAUGCCGCCAAGAGGAUGCGCCUGGAUAGACAACAGGAUCGUGUGUGUGUGCAGGGGGAGCCUCAAGCCUGAAGCAAGCCAGUGGCAAGGGCAGGAGCCUGCUGCCUUGUCAGCAGUCAGA
Molecule: messenger RNA, 577 nt
Organism: Odocoileus virginianus texanus
Lineage: Eukaryota; Metazoa; Chordata; Mammalia; Artiodactyla; Cervidae
Source: RefSeq, a predicted model, not a curated record